Glycine soja is the source of this 720-nucleotide messenger RNA. Its product is annotated as 36.4 kDa proline-rich protein-like. NCBI's taxonomy places the organism in Eukaryota, Viridiplantae, Streptophyta, Magnoliopsida, Fabales, Fabaceae. The record is from RefSeq and is a predicted model, not a curated record. The coding region runs from base 1 to 720 and encodes 239 amino acids. The transcript has 4 exons.
AUGCCUACUGACACUAGAGAAAUUGAGGUUGUACUGUGCAUACCCGGUCGAGGGUUUAUUCUAAAUGUUAAAGGUCACCCGGGGAAGAUCCUCAGAAAAGACCUAACCACCCUUGCUCAGCUUUAUGCAAGACCAGAGGAGUUUCCUCCGACAGUCUUGUCUUUGAAGGGGUCCAGAAGACCAAGGGCAAGGCCAGCUGAGACUCCUUCUACAUCGGCAGCUCCUCAUCCAGCUUCUACAUCAGCAGCUCCUCCUCCAGCUCGUAUUGCAGCAACUCCUUCUACCCCACCUCCUGCAGAGUUUCAACAUUUCAAAGCCAUGCUUCGAAGCAUACAUCAAGGGCAGAUUAUUUUGCUGCAAAGGACUCAGCCUCCUCUUCACAGGGACGACGAGGAUCCUGUCGCUCAGGUACCACAUCAGCCAUUAGAUGAGUCAUCAGAGUCUUCCACCCCUAAGCCCUUGAUCAGGAAGAGGAGGGUAGUUGUAACUCAGGAAGCCGCAGCCACUCCUGAAAAGUCCCCUGAGGCCACUCCAGAGCCUCCAGUACCAAUGGCAAAUACCACUUCUCCACAGCAAGCAGCAGAUCCUUCAACGCCUGAAGUUCAAACCACCCCAGUCCUGUCUCCGAACACCUCUCUUGUAGCUACUCCUGUACUGCAUUUGACUAACGAGGAGGAGGUUCAGACACAGGACACCCAGGACCAAUCACAGGAUCUUUAA